CGCUGCAUGAAAAAGUCGCAAACACGAAAAACACGUGCGUUUAUGCGCUUUUAAUUAACACAAAUAUAAAUGAUGUAAAAUAGUGAUAUAGUUUUUUAAAUAAAAUAAAUAAUGGGAGACAUGAAGACUAAACUUUCCGAGGCCGACAAGGCCAAGGAGAAAUAUUAUAAAGUCGUGCAAAUUCCACCAAUUCCAGAUAAAUGGAAAUUAGUUCCGGCUUUUCUAAAAGUCAAAGGAUUGGUUCGUCAGCAUAUUGAUUCAUUUAAUUAUUUCAUCAACGUUGAGGUGAAAAAAAUUAUUCAGGCAAAUGAAAUGGUUUUCAGUGAUGCUGAUCCUGAUUUUUAUCUCAAAUACUUGAACGUUUACGUGGGAACGCCAGAUAUUGAGGAGGGAAUAAACGGAUCGUGUCCAUCGACACCGAUGGAUUGUCGAUUAAGGGAUUUAAAUUAUUCGGCGCCAAUUACGGUGGACAUACAAUAUACACGCGGUCAUGAGACGAUAAUAAGAAAUAAUUUACUGCUCGGUAGAAUGCCAAUAAUGUUACGCAGUUCAAAUUGCGUACUCACCAAUAAAUCGCAUUAUGAACUCGCGCAAUUGAAGGAAUGUCCCCACGACCCGGGCGGUUAUUUUGUCAUCAAUGGACAGGAAAAAGUCAUACUCAUUCAGGAGCAAUUGUUGAGAAAUCGUAUUUUACUCGAGGAGGACAGUAAAAAUUGCAUUGUCGCUAUUUGCAAUAGUGUCACGCAUGAGAGAAAAACACGUACAAAUGUUAUUGGAAAAGCCGGGAAAUAUUACGUGAGACUCAAUAUUUUCUCGGACGACGUGCCGAUUGUCGCCGUUUUCAACGCCCUGGGUUUUCAGUGCGAUCAGGAAAUUGUACAAAUGAUUGGCACUGAAGAUAAUAUCAGUGAAAAAUUGUCGGCGAGUUUGGACGACUGUCAGGACAUAAAAUCACAAAACGAAGCUCUAUAUUAUUUGAGCAGCAAACGAAAGCAGAAAAGAUUUAACAUCGUGAAAUCGAAUCUCUACGAUGAAAUGAAAGAUAUUUUGGCGACAAAUUUACUGUCACACGUUCCCGUCGUGGACUUUAGUUUCAAAUUGAAAGCAGUUCAUUUGGCGCUAAUGAUUCGUAAAGUGAUAAUGGCACAGAAUGAUCACAGUCUAUUGGACGAUCGCGAUUAUUACGGGAAUAAACGAUUGGAAUUGGCCGGCUCCUUGCUCGCUCUUAUGUUCGAGGAUCUUCUCAAGCGAUUCAAUUGGGAGCUGAAAACAGUGGCCGACAAAAAUAUACCAAAGAUAAAAGCAGCACAAUUUGACAUUGUCAAGUACUUUCGUCAGGACAAAAUUACAAGCGGUUUGGCUUUCGCAAUUUCAACGGGCAACUGGACGAUAAAACGUUUCAAAAUGGAGCGACACGGAGUGACGCAAGUGCUGUCGAGACUCUCGUACAUUUCCGCGCUGGGAAUGAUGACGAGAGUGAAUUCGCAAUUCGAGAAGAGUAGAAAAGUCUCGGGUCCACGUUCUCUGCAGGCUUCGCAGUGGGGAAUGCUGUGUCCGAGCGAUACGCCCGAAGGAGAGGGUUGCGGAUUAGUGAAAAAUUUAGCCCUGAUGACGCACAUUACCACCGAAGUGGAGGAGGAACCUCUGGCGAGAAUUGCCUUCCAUCUUGGAGUUCAAGAUCCGGGCAUGCUUGGAGGCGAGGAAAUUCAUCAGCUUGGUGUCUACAUGGUCUUCCUGAAUGGCACAAUGCUUGGCGUCGUCAGAAAUCACGAGAGACUGAUACGCAUUUUUCGGAAAUUGAGACGAAAAUGCUGGAUCAGCAGUUUUGUUUCAAUUUAUUCGCAACCCAAAUUUAGAUGCAUUCACAUAAGUUCGGACGGUGGUCGCCUAUGCCGUCCGUACCUAAUCGUCGAGAACGGAGAACCGCUUCUGCAAAACGAGAAUAUGAAACUCUUGGAACAAGGACUGAGAACUUUCGAAGACUUCCUGCACGAGGGUAUAAUUGAAUAUUUGGACGUGAACGAAGAGAACGACAGCUACAUUGCCUUCGACGAGAGCCAAGUGAAUUCCCGCACGACGCACAUGGAGAUCGAGCCAUUCACAAUCCUCGGGGUUUGCGCCGGCCUCGUGCCAUUCCCGCACCACAAUCAGAGUCCCCGCAACACCUAUCAAUGCGCGAUGGGCAAGCAGGCGAUGGGCACAAUCGGCUACAACCAGCGGAAUCGGAUCGACACCCUGAUGUACAAUCUCGUCUACCCCCAGGCGCCAAUGGUCAAGACCCGGACCAUCGAGUUGAUAAACUUCGACAAACUCCCCGCGGGGCAGAAUUCAAUCGUCGCCGUCAUGUCCUACAGCGGCUACGACAUCGAGGACGCGCUCGUCAUCAACAAGGACUCGAUAGAUCGAGGCUUUGGUCGCUGUCUCGUGUAUCGAAAUACGAAGUGUUUGCUGAAACGCUACCCGAACAUGACGUACGAUAUUAUUCUCGGGCCGAUGAUUGACGCGACGACGAAGAAGCCGAUUUGGAAGCACGACGCGCUGGACAUGGACGGGAUUGUGGCGCCUGGGGAGAUGGUGGAGAAUCGAAAGGUGAUGAUUAAUAAGUCGGUGCCGAAGGAGACGAAUAAUCAGCACGUGAGCGGCGGGGGGCAGCAGAAUCCGGUGGAGCAUCGGGAGCAGUCGGUGCUCUACAAGGGCUCGAUACCGUCCUACGUGGAGAAGGUGAUGAUCUCGAGUUUUCAGGAUAAUUCGUUUUUGCUGAAACUGCUGUUGAGGCAGACGAGACGGCCGGAGAUUGGGGACAAGUUCAGUAGUCGGCAUGGACAGAAGGGAGUGACGGGGCUUAUUGUCGAGCAGGCGGAUUUGCCGUUUAAUGAUCAGGGGAUUUGUCCGGAUAUUAUUAUGAAUCCGCAUGGUUUUCCCUCGCGGAUGACGGUGGGGAAAUUGAUUGAGAUCAUCGCUGGUAAGGCGGGAGUGCUCAAGGGCGAAUUUCACUAUGGAACUGCAUUCGGUGGCUCAAAGGUGAAGGACGUUUGUGACGAACUGGAAAAUCAAGGAUAUAAUUAUCUCGGAAAGGAUUUCUUUUAUUCAGGAACAACUGGAGAGCCUUUACAGGCCUAUGUGUAUUCUGGACCGGUGUACUAUCAGAAAUUGAAGCACAUGGUGCAGGACAAGAUGCACGCGAGAGCGAGAGGACCACGAGCAGUUUUAACCCGCCAACCAACGGAGGGUCGUUCUAAGGAAGGUGGAUUGCGUCUCGGCGAAAUGGAGCGCGAUUGUCUGAUUGCCUACGGGGCGAGUAAUCUCCUCGUGGAAAGACUGAUGCUGUCGAGUGACGCCUUCGAGGUGGACGUGUGCAAAGGCUGCGGCCUCAUGGUCUACAGUGGACAUUGUCGCAGUUGCGAAUCAAAACAAGACAAGGACAAAAGAAAUGCCGGCGUUUCAACAAUAACAAUACCAUACGCCUGUAAACUUCUAUUUCAAGAAUUACAAUCGAUGAAUAUUGUUCCUCGACUCUCGACGAAACCAAUGAGUGAAAAAUAGUGAUUUUGAAAUUUUACGUCGCUCUGGUAUAUUUUGUCCUAAUUGCAAGUCUCU
Molecule: messenger RNA, 3597 nt
Organism: Leptopilina heterotoma
Lineage: Eukaryota; Metazoa; Arthropoda; Insecta; Hymenoptera; Figitidae
Gene: RpIII128
Product: DNA-directed RNA polymerase III subunit RPC2
Exons: 13
Coding region: 112-3543 (1143 amino acids)
Biological process (GO): DNA-templated transcription
Cellular component (GO): RNA polymerase III complex
Molecular function (GO): ribonucleoside binding; DNA-directed RNA polymerase activity; DNA binding
Source: RefSeq, a predicted model, not a curated record